This is a messenger RNA of Artibeus jamaicensis (Jamaican fruit-eating bat), 2420 nucleotides long. Its product is annotated as tripartite motif-containing protein 75-like. Gene Ontology annotation, molecular function: zinc ion binding; protein binding. The record is from RefSeq and is a predicted model, not a curated record. NCBI's taxonomy places the organism in Eukaryota, Metazoa, Chordata, Mammalia, Chiroptera, Phyllostomidae. The transcript has a single exon. The coding region runs from base 1 to 1419 and encodes 472 amino acids.
AUGCAGGGCUACAUGGCAGUUGAAGCAGCUUUGGCAGGACUCCAGGCAGAAGUCAACUGUCCCAUCUGUCUGGAUGACCUGAGAGACCCUGUCACCAUCGAAUGUGGGCACAACUUCUGUCGUGUCUGCAUCCAACAGUCCUGGGCUGAUCUGCGGGACAGACUCCCUUGCCCUGUGUGCCGUCAUCUGUGCCAAGAGAGGCACUUGAGGAGCAACACCCAGCUGGGAAGGAUGAUUGACACUGCCAAGCUCCUCCAGAUCACCAGGAGCAAGAAGAAGCGUCAGGAAGAGAGGCGCUUGUGCGAGAAGCACAGCCAGGUUUUGACCCUCUUCUGUGAGGAGGACCUGGAGGUGUUGUGUCCCCUGUGCACUCAGCCCCCGGACCACCAGGGCCACCAGGUGAGGCCCCUGGAGGAGGCUGCUGCCCAUCACAGGCAAAGGCUCAGCAGUUACAUUGAGCCCCUCAAGAAGCAGGUGGCAGACGUUCAGAAGUUAAUAAGCAUUCAAAGCAAAAAAACCUUAGAACUGAGAGAGAAGGUGGAAAACCAAAGGCUGGAAUUACACUCGGAAUUUGAGCACCUGCGGCAGUUUUUAGAACGUGAUCAAGAAGCAGUUCUUUCAAGAUUAGCUGAUGAAGAGAAGACUGUUCAAAGGAAACUCAGCGCUAAUAUAACUGCAUUUUCAGAGUACAAUUCCACACUCAAAGAUCUACUAAGUAAGCUGGCACAGAGCAGCAUGCUGCCGGAAGUAGAACUGCUCUUAGAAAUUAAAAAUUUCUACAAGAACUCUGAGGAGUACAGCCCCUCCGUCUUUUCAGUUCAGUUGAGGAAGGAAGGCUGCAGUUUUCCCUUCCAGUAUUCUGCUUUGCAGAAAAUUGUACAGAAAUUUAGAGUAGAUGUCAUUCUAGACCCUGAAACGGCACACCCUAACUUGAUUGUCUCUGAGGAUAAAAAAAGUGUGAGAUACACAAAGAGAAAACAAAAUGUUCCAGAUUUUCCAAAAAGAUAUACAGUCAACACCGUGGUCCUGGGUUUCCCAGUUUUUCGUUCUGGCAGGCAUUUCUGGGAGGUGGAAGUGGGAGACAAAUCCAAAUGGGCUGUUGGGGUUUGCAAAGAGUCUCUUUCUACAAAGAUGAGGAGGAGCCCAACGGCCUGUCAGGGAUGCUGGAGGGUUCGGCGGCAAGGAGACAGCUACGACGCCCCGGGAGCCAGCAGAACCCCUCUUCUGUCCGAAGUGAAGCCCACCGGCAUUGGCAUCUUCCUGGACUUUGAGAUGGGUGAGGUCUCAUUUUACAACAUGACUGACAAGUCUCAUAUCUGCACUUUCACUGACACUUUUAAUAGACCUCUUAGGCCUUAUUUCUACGUGGGACAUGAUUCAGAUCCUCUUAGAAUCUGUACAGGAAUAGAUUGUGAAUGAAAAGUUUCUAAUAGGCUGGGCCAGUUUCUUUUUUUUUUUUUAAUGGAAGGUGGGUUUUCCUUUUUUAAUUGAAUUUACUGGGUGACACUGGUUAAUGUAAUUACAUAGGUUUCGGGGGUACAAUUCUAUAAUUAUCUCCUACCUCCCCCUAAAAGGUGGGCAUCCUACUAACAUGACAGUAAAUACAACCCCCCUGUAACAGCUGCACCCCUCAGGAAGAAGGUUUCCUUUUGUUUCAGCAGCACAGGACAGACAGCAUGAAGACCUUCGGAGCGCUGAGGCUGCCCACCUCUUCUCCCGUGUCCUGCCGCACACUGGGCUCAAGCUCUACACAGUGCUUGCGGUCUUCUGUAGCUGUCUACCCUGCUUCCUUGCUCACGAAUUUGCCCUGAGUCCCUAACGCCUCCAUCCCCUCUGGGCACUGGAACUCCCAUAGCACCUUCGGGCUUGCUGCCAUUGUCUCACUCGCCCAGAAACCCUGGUCCUCUGUAAGUGACAACCUGGGUCUAUCUCAGUAAAACUGCAGGAUCCUUGGUGCUAGCACAGUAUCUGCCUGAUGAACAGCAUGCUUAACAUUAAAAAAUCAUUUUAUUCAUUUCUUUUUUAAUGUAUUGGGGUGACGUGGGUUAAUAAAAUUCUAUAGGUUUCAGGCAUACAGUUCUAUAACACACCAUCUGUAUAUUGUAUUGUGUGUUCACAUCAAGUCGUAUCUCCUUCCAUCACAGUUUUCCGCACCUAUAAGCAUGCAUAACAUUUAAAAUGCUUUGGUCAUUCUUUUGUUUUGCUAGUUUGGGUACUUAAUUUCAUUUUCUUUUAUUGCUUGAAAUGUUCAUUGUUGGGUUUAAAGAGUGCUGGUGUUCACAGAGCCGGCACAUUAGAACCUGAGCAUCCUCAUUUUUGAACUAUACCUUUUUCUCUGUAAACCAAAGUUUAUCCCAUAAACCUUACACACUGACUAGAUUCACAUUGAAUUGAAAAAUAAAUAAGGAUUAAUCACCUAC